GACAGAGACUUUGUAUCCGAUGGUAGAUUGCAAGUGUCACUACAAAGCUGUAUGUCUAGUGUCAACAACUACUUGUGUAACUCCACAGUCAGUGUCACUGUUGACAACACAACUCUAGGUCACGCAGUGAUGAACAUGAAGAGUCUGGUGUGGAACGACGGUGCUGGCAGGAAGCCGAAGUCGGCAAGCAGGAGUGCCAACUGUCGCUGUGUUGUCACCCCAACAGUUCCUGCGGCUGGAGUUGAAGCCUGGAUCGAGUUUGCCAUCUCUCUAGUAGUCGACACAGCUGUAGUGAAGAAGAAGUCGUCAGCUAAUGCCCUCAGGGCUGUAGGUGCUGGUGGAGAUGCGGACAGUACGAAGUUGCCUCUACCAUUGAAGCCUCCGACUGCUCGUCUGGCCACCAAGUCUCUCCCCUCCCUACAUGACAGUGUGGCAAUGGCAGGGGGAGGGGGAGGGGAGACUUAUCGGACACAACAACCUACUACCAGUCACACGGUCGUGGUUAAUGUUACAUCUAUACAGCUGGACCUGCAGCCAGACACACAGCUGUGGCUUAGGUUGACUCAGCCGUCAGCUAUGGUGUCGCCAUUCGACCCUGUACCACUACCCCAGCAGUGGUCACCCAUGCAGUAUCAGAUGUCACUUAGAGUGCCUAGUCACUUGGUACACACCAUCCUGACCUCGCAGCCCCCUAGUCUGCAGUUGGGAGCAGACGACACUGUACUCGCCUCUGCAACCAUUUAUCCCACUACGGACGGCUGUAAUACGACAGCAGAGUUGAAGAGCAGUGAAGGAAUGCGAGUUGGCGAAGUGAGUGUUGUAUGGGGGAACAACCAGAGUCCUUCGGCAGAUAUUUGCAGUCAGUCUGCUCCUAUAUUGACAGACACUUCAUUGUCUUCACCAACAUGCUCUCGGCCUAAAUCUGUUGACCCAGAAGUUUUAUCUCCGAGGCAUAGGGAAAUGAAAAUUUUGAGUUUUGUUGAAGAGCUGGAAGACUGGACUGAUAAACAACGACUAAUUGUCAUGGAAGGGCUAAAAGAAGAGGAGGCCGCUAGACUGGCCGCACUACAGGCCCAGUGGGAGACGGAGGUGGGGGGUCAAGUGAGUGAAGGCAGACAACUGCUGCAGACGUUACAUAACAUGCGGGAUGAGCUGAAACAUCAACAGGAUCAACUCAGAGAUAACCAGUACAAGCUCAAAGUUUACAAGGAAGAGUUAGAAAGAGUUCACCGAAGCAAACUUCAAGAGUUUAAGGAUAUAUCUCGUAGGAUGCAGGACGAAUUUAACCACAAGUUGGCGUUGAUUGCUUCUGACAAGGCUGCUCUGGAGCAAGACGUUGAACAAUUGAGAGAAGAGAAUACAGAGAUGAAACAUAAAUGGAGAGAGAUGGAACAAACCAUGAUGAAAGACAAGAGAACGAUCGACACCUUGUCUCAUGAACUGAAUGUGUUAAAAGAACAGCUGAACAUGGAGGUGGAAUCAAAGCGGUUUUUCAAGGAACAUUGUCGCAAGGCAGAGCAGGAAAUACACAGACUGAACUGUCUGAGGCAGGAGGAGCUUGAAGAGAAACUUCUCAGCAAUAAGAAGUCUUUAGAACAUCUUGCGUUUCAACAUAUUAUUGUUGAGAAGAAUGAUCUACGUCAAGACCAAGAACUACUCAACGAGAUCAGGCAACAGCUGUUGAGAGAUCCUGCUGCUAACUACGAUUCAAAUGGAGGAACAGUCUGUAGUGAGCGAACAAAGGACGACAGACACAUUAGAAGAGCUACAUAGCAGAGAAGAAUACUGGCCGAAUGGUCUUGAAUGGAAUAUGGAUUUCAUACCAGAUGAGAAAUUUACCUUCUGCCAGAAGUUUUUGAAAUGCAAGAAAACAUUUCACAGUGGUUUUAUCUUUGGUCCGGCUUGACCAAAUUCUUUCAGGGGUAAAUUUAAAUUUGUAAUUUGGCUUGUUCAAGUUCCUACUUUAUAAUACUUGUCUAUUAUUAAUCAUUGUAAAUUGUAUAGUAAUUUGCACACCGAGACAUUAUUCAGAAUAUUGUAAUAUAUGUAAAUACACGAGAAGUCAAUUAUU
Macrosteles quadrilineatus (aster leafhopper) is the source of this 2071-nucleotide messenger RNA. RefSeq lists its product as uncharacterized. Lineage: Eukaryota; Metazoa; Arthropoda; Insecta; Hemiptera; Cicadellidae. Gene Ontology annotation, cellular component: centriole; centrosome. Bases 52 to 1773 code for a protein of 573 amino acids. Gene Ontology annotation, biological process: positive regulation of centriole elongation; interkinetic nuclear migration; centrosome cycle. The transcript has 12 exons. The record is from RefSeq and is a predicted model, not a curated record.